Fraxinus pennsylvanica is the source of this 1017-nucleotide messenger RNA. The record is from the annotation of a GenBank genome assembly. Lineage: Eukaryota; Viridiplantae; Streptophyta; Magnoliopsida; Lamiales; Oleaceae.
AUGUCUAGUUUGUAUCCCCAAAAUUUAAACUUCUCUCCUGCAAGAAGUUUUCCUCCUCCACAUAUAAGGAGCAAUACAGAUGUCGAAAGUCAGCACUUGACAGAGCUGCUGGCAGAGAGGCAAAAGCUACAGCCAUUCAUGCAAGUACUUCCUAUAUGCAGCAGGCUCUUGGAUCAAGAAAUAUUACGAGUUUCUGGAAAAAUCUCUAGCCAAGCUUUUAAUGACUAUGAUAGACUACAGCGUGGUAGUCCUAGUCCAGUGGCUUCUUUGAACAUGAUGCCGGAUGUUGGAGUGGGUUUAGGUAGCUGGAAUGGAAAUGGUUGGAUUGGCAUUCAGCCUGAGAAAUUGGGUGGACCACAGGGUAUGAACAUAGACUGGCAAUCGGCACGGGGAAGUCCCAGUUCAUUCGUAGUGAAGCGAGUAAUGCGCUUGGAUAUACCUGUUGAUAGAUAUCCAAAUUUCAAUUUCGUGGGGAGACUUUUAGGUCCUCGAGGCAAUUCCCUUAAGCGAGUUGAAGCUUCUACUGGCUGCCGUGUGUUUAUCAGAGGAAAGGGUUCCAUAAAAGAUACUGGCAGGGAAGCAAGCCUGAGGGGAAGACCAGGCUAUGAACAUUUAAAUGAGCAGCUGCACAUAUUGAUAGAGGCAGAAUUACCUGCCAAUGUUGUGGACUUGAGGCUGAAGCAAGCGAAAGAGAUUAUUGAGGAGCUGCUUCAACCUGUGGAUGAUGCAGAAGACAUGUACAAGAGACAUCAACUUAGAGAACUAGCCAUGCUGAAUAAUUUCAGAGAAGAGAGCCCACAUCCAAGUGGUAGUGUAUCUCCCUUUUCGUCCAGUGGAAUAAAACGUCCCAAAACUGUUUAUGUCAUGUGCAAAGCAUGCGUCCUCGGAAGGAUUGGACACUGGUGUAUGCCUUUCCAGCAGAAGGUGAUGCCGGGUCUCAAGAUUAGUCACAAGAUCUCAGAGAAUUUGAUCAGCGCUACCCUUCUCCUCAGUCAUCUCGUUGGAACCUACUCGUGA